AUGGGUCCAACUUGGGUGAGCUGCGAUGCUGGAAAGGUCUUUCAAACUCUGGGUCAGUGUUGCGCAGAAGCCAACAGGCGCGAGUUGGUUGCAAGAGCUGCCGAGAGCGAAGACUCCGAAGAGGCCUGGAAACAGGCAUCAGUUACAUUGUGGUCUUUGGCGCUUGCUCAAUACAAGAGCAACUUCGACGCAAAAGAGGGAUCGGUCCUACCAGUGAUGACAUUGGCAAUAGACUCACGUAUGCAGAAAGCAGGCGGAGGGACUUCCAGCGGAAAUUGGGCAAGUGGGGGGGAAGAAGGUGCUCAAGCAUCUCUGGACAAGGCACGCGACGCCCAAGAUGUUGCCAAAGAAGCUCAAUCGCUUCUCAAUCUCGCAGCUAUAAAGGCUUCAGCAUGGGCCGCUUCCCAAUCCAAGUCCUCUGAGUUGCGCCCACUUGGUGAUUUGCUGCAGAAGGGUCUGACGAUCUUCGAGAAAGAAAAGGACUACAGCGGCGAAGCAGUCGCUAGCAACAUGCUUGCCAACUUUUAUAUCUUGAUGGGACAGGCCAAAGACGCCGUGAGGAUGGCAAAGCAAGGACUUGCUGCCGCUCGCCAGGGCGGUCAAGGGAGAGUUCAGGAAAUUCCCCUGCUCCACACCCUGAUGGCCGCAAGUUUCCUCCGAAACGAUCCGGAUGAAGCCCUGCGCAUAAGUACCGAAGUCGCCCAAAUCUGCCGGGACUCCAAAGCCUCGGCAGUGUGUGGACUGGCGGAUGCUUGCACAGCACAGGUGCAUCUUGCCAACGACGAACAGGGCCAAGCUCAACGGCUUGCUGAGGCGGCGCUGAAGGCCGUCCAAGAUGCCAAGGAUACGGAUAGUGAGAUUCUUGUGCUGGGCACCCUACAAGAGAUUGCCUUCGCAAUCGGAAAGCCCGUCUCAGCGCUGAAGGCCGCGCAAGAAUUGUUAGAGAGGGAGCGCCGGCGUGGCAUCAAGGAAGCAAUUGCGAGGGCACAGCUCUUGGUUUCCAUUUCGGAUACCACUGCGGCCUCGUCCAGUGACCUGGCUCGACAAGCCAAGGAACAGUUUGCCUCUAUGAAAGAUAAGGUGGGUGAAGGCCUUGCGCUGGUGUCUUUAGCCAGAGCCCUCUUCUCCUCAGCCAAGACCGGGGAAGCCACAGGCGCCGCAAAGGAGGCCAUGGCAUCCUUUGAGGCCUCCGACCUACCCGCGGGUCAGGGCUUUGCGGGCUGCUUCCUGGCACUGGUGGAGGGUCGUGAGGAUCCGGUGGCAGCCGAACGUCUGGCUCGAGAAGCUUUGUGUGCUUUCCAGGAUGCCCGUCACCGAGUCGGACAAGCCUUGGCGGAGCUGCUGAUAAGGAGGUCUCAGCAGCUCCGCGAAAAGCCAUCAGAGUGCAAGAUAGUGGUUGACGACUUUGCUGUAGCACACGUGGAGAUCAGCGGUGUCUGCACGCCAAAGUCCUUGGAGCAGGUUCUGAAUGCGCUUCAUGAAGCUAGGUGCAAGGAUGGGGUCAAGGCAGUUGUUUUGCUCAUCCAAGGAGCAAAGGGACCAGUAAAUCCUGCAGGGCCAGGCUUCGGAGGAUGGGUAUCGCCACAGAAGCAGGCUGUGGCCAGUGGCACAUUCCUCCUCGGCUUGCGAACCCUGGGUCUGCCCUGCGUGGCUGCUUGCUGCGGAAAAAUUGCUGGUCCGGCGUGGGGUUUGGUGCUGGCUACGGAUUACAGAAUCGCCUCCGCCACUUCCAAUUUCAUUCUGCCGAUUUGGGGGCCUCCUGAGUGCUUUGGGGACUUGGUCGGGCACACGGUUGCCAUGCAGCUCUGCUACAACCAGGGUCCUGUGAAUGCUCUGACAAUGCUCGAGUAUGGUGUCAUUCACCAAUGCCAGCGAGGAGAUGAGGACACCAAGAAAGCUGCGACUGAAGUGGCGAGGAGGAUAGCCUCAACACCCACCCUGGCUUGCCAUCAAGCCACGACAAUGCUCAGCCCUGCCAUCGAAAAGUACGCCUCCAUUGUUGCACGUGGAGGACUGCGAGCUUAG
Symbiodinium pilosum is the source of this 2025-nucleotide messenger RNA. The record is from the annotation of a GenBank genome assembly. Lineage: Eukaryota; Dinophyceae; Suessiales; Symbiodiniaceae.